Eufriesea mexicana is the source of this 1341-nucleotide messenger RNA. Its product is annotated as CD63 antigen. Bases 288 to 1013 code for a protein of 241 amino acids. The transcript is spliced from 5 exons. Gene Ontology annotation, cellular component: plasma membrane. The record is from RefSeq and is a predicted model, not a curated record. Lineage: Eukaryota; Metazoa; Arthropoda; Insecta; Hymenoptera; Apidae.
UCGGAUUAAGAAUUAAUAUAAUGGUAGUAUAACAAAAUGGAUAAAAUGUAUGAAAUGUAUAAAAAGAAUUUGCGGUUGGUAACCUUUGAUGUUUCGUAACCUUGGUUAAGAGUAUUACAAAUGCGCAUGCGCUUGGAUACUGUCUCAAAGUAGUGAAUCGUUGUAAUGUUGUUAGCUGGUUUGUGCGCCUUUUUUUAACGUUGGUGAAGUGAGAAAAAUAUAACGUAGUUUAAUCCUUUAUAUUUUAUAACAGUGUAAUAAGAUCUCGUAUAGUUUUAAGAAAAAAUAUGGUUAACACAAUGAGAUUACCUCUUGGUUCACAAUGUGUCAAAUAUCUCAUGUUCAUCUUCAAUCUACUUUUUGUUAUUACGGGUGUAAUUUUGUUAGUCAUUGGCAUUAUGAUCCAUGGAAUUUAUCACAAUUAUGAACAUUUCCUGGAUAAUAAAUUUUUAUCAGUUCCUUCCUUGUUGAUUGCGAUCGGUGCAAUUAUCUUCUUAAUUGCCUUUUUCGGAUGUUGCGGCGCUGUUCGUGAAAAUUAUUGCAUGAUCAUUACGUUUACGUCGUUGCUGGUCAUCGUUUUUAUUUUGGAGCUCGCAGGUGGCAUAUCCGGAUACGUUUUGAGAGCCAGGGCGUCGUCGAUUAUUCAAGAUAAAAUGAAGGAUUCAAUGAAAUUAUAUGAAAAUAGUACAGAGAUACAAUAUAUUUGGAAUAAUCUUCAGACCGAUUUCCAUUGUUGUGGAAUCAAAAACGCGUCUGAUUGGACAAGUAGUUUGAACAAACCAGUUCUUCCUUCAUCAUGUUGUGAUGAAGUCAGUAUGAAUACCGAGACAGAUUGUACUCUUGACUCUAAAACACUGCACGGAGGUUGUUAUAAUAAGUUUGCUUCCGUCAUUAAGUCUCACGCUUUGCAACUUGGUGGUUUUGGUAUUGGCAUUGCUUUCGUUCAGGCAAUAGGAAUCUGGUUCUCAAUUUUCCUAGCAAAGUCGAUUAAAAACAGUUACGAGGUCGUAUAAAAUUUUUCAAGGAUUUAAAAAUACAUUACAUAUAUGACCAUGCAUAUAUGACAGAUAUUUUUAACUGGAUAAAGAUUAUAAACGAAAACGUUGAAAAUGUUAAAAAGAAUGUUAAGAAAAUAUUUAUCGUAAAAAAGGUAUUCUCUAUAAGACUUACUAUUAUAAAAUUAAGAAGCUGUUGGGUGUGAUAUUAUAUUGCAAUGUAAACAGGGUAUCCAGCAAAAUUCAAAUACCUAAACAUCUUUUUUAUUUCUAGUGUUAUUGGGAAGUGUUUAAUACAACAUCUAAACUGUUUAAAAAAGGAACGUGCUAGCUGAAAAAAUGUCCU